Stegastes partitus (bicolor damselfish) is the source of this 2266-nucleotide messenger RNA. RefSeq names its product protein phosphatase 2, regulatory subunit B', epsilon isoform b (gene ppp2r5eb). The record is from RefSeq and is a predicted model, not a curated record. Gene Ontology annotation, cellular component: protein phosphatase type 2A complex; cytosol; nucleus. Gene Ontology annotation, biological process: protein dephosphorylation; signal transduction. Gene Ontology annotation, molecular function: protein phosphatase activator activity. Bases 503 to 1942 code for a protein of 479 amino acids. Lineage: Eukaryota; Metazoa; Chordata; Actinopteri; Pomacentridae. The transcript has 14 exons.
AGUGUUGACAAUAGGGUGAAAAGAAACAGCCCCGAACCACGAACGACCCGAGGAAAACACCGAAACCCAGGGGCCCGGGCCACACGAGCAGCUCCAGCACUCACAGGAAUGUAAUUGCGUUUGUCUAAUCGUUUUAUAUUUUGCUAUUAAUGGGAGUUUGAGGAUCUCUCCGUUGGAAGGAAAAGGCACUCGUGGGUUUGGCUGUUUCAGGCCGAGAUUUUGCUGCUGCUCCGCCGCUGCUUGGGAAAGGCUGUCCGCACCGAGCUGGAGGUAGCCUAACACUUAGCCUCGUAGCUUUCCGAACGUAGGAUAAACUCCUCGCCGCCGUCUCCGUUGCGAACCGCAGAGGAUCAAGGUAAAGUACUGUGAUCUUGGAGCUGCAGCUUGUCGGGCUCGGGUCGGGAUCGGGACGGUGUGUGUCUCCCAGCCCAGCCGCUCUGUCAGUCUGAGAGCGCUAGCUAACGGUAGCAGCAUUAGCACUGCCCCUGUAUUUACAUCUGGGAUGAUGGGUGAUCGCCCGAGCCCACCCAGCAGGGCUAUGUCCUCGGCAGCCACCACGUCUCCAUCUGUGGACAAAGUGGACGGAUUUUCACGGAAGUCUGUCAGGAAGGCCAAGCAGAAGCGGUCGCAGAGCUCGUCCCAGUUCCGCUCUCAGGGCAAACCCAUCGAGCUCACGCCCCUACCGCUGCUCAAGGACGUGCCGGCGCCGGAGCAGCCGGAGCUGUUCCUGAAGAAGCUGCAGCAGUGCUGUACUGUCUUUGACUUCAUGGACACGCUGUCGGACCUCAAGAUGAAGGAGUACAAGCGCUCCACGCUCAACGAGCUGGUGGACUACGUGACGGUCAGCCGGGGAUACCUGACGGAGCAGGCCUACCCCGAGGUGGUCAAAAUGGUGUCUCACAACAUAUUCCGGACCCUUCCGCCCAGCGACAGUAACGAGUUUGACCCUGAGGAGGAUGAGCCAACGCUCGAGGCCUCCUGGCCACACUUACAGUUGGUAUACGAGUUCUUCAUUCGGUUCUUGGAGAGUCAGGAAUUCCAGCCCAGCAUUGCCAAAAAGUACAUAGACCAGAAGUUUGUCCUACAGCUCUUGGAGUUGUUCGACAGCGAGGAUCCUCGGGAGAGAGACUAUCUGAAGACAGUCUUGCAUAGAAUCUACGGCAAAUUCCUGGGGCUGAGGGCUUUUAUACGAAAACAGAUCAAUAAUAUUUUUCUACGUUUUGUUUAUGAGACGGAGCACUUCAACGGGGUGGCUGAGUUGCUGGAGAUCCUGGGGAGUAUAAUCAAUGGUUUCGCUCUGCCUCUGAAAGCGGAGCAUAAACAGUUUCUGGUCAAAGUGUUGAUCCCCCUCCACACCGUCAGGAGUCUGUCCCUCUUCCAUGCACAGUUGGCGUAUUGCAUUGUACAGUUCCUAGAGAAAGACCCAACAUUAACAGAACCAGUCAUCAGAGGCUUACUGAAGUUCUGGCCAAAAACCUGCAGUCAAAAAGAGGUGAUGUUUCUAGGAGAGCUGGAGGAGAUCCUGGACGUCAUCGAACCCACACAGUUCGUCAAGAUCCAGGAGCCGCUGUUCAAACAGAUCUCCAGAUGCGUCUCCAGCCCACACUUCCAGGUGGCAGAACGAGCUCUGUACUACUGGAACAACGAGUACAUCAUGAGUCUGAUCGAGGAGAACUCCAGCGUCAUCCUGCCCAUCAUGUUCGCCAGCCUCUACAGGAUCUCCAAAGAGCACUGGAACCCGGCCAUCGUGGCGCUGGUCUACAACGUCCUGAAGGCCUUCAUGGAGAUGAACAGUACCUUAUUCGACGAACUCACAGCCACUUACAAGUCGGACCGCCAGCGCGAGAAGAAGAAGGAGAAGGAGCGGGAGGAGCUGUGGAAGAAGCUGGAGGACCUGGAGCUGAAGCGGGGCCUUAGGAGCGACGGCAUCAUCCCCACUUAACGACGACGUUGCCGGCUCCCCUCCGCCUCCCCCCUCCCCCCCCCCCCAUCGACUCCCCUCCACCUCCUCCUCCCCCACGUCGGCCAUGUCCGCUCCCGACUCGGAGCGCCGCCGCCGGGUCGACUCGCGGCGCCGCCGGUUUCUUAAUUGUUCUUUUUUUUUUUCUUAUGUUUUUUUCUUCUCCUGUGUUUGUGCGACUUACUUUACAGUAGAUUCAUCACGUCUGUUCUCAUUAUUUCAGCAGCACUGUAAAUAAUUAUUAUUUUCUUUUGUUUUUCUUUUUUUUUUCUUUUUUUUUUCCCUUAAACUGAUAUUAUUGCAAAC